UAUUUUAAUAUUACAACGUGCGCCAAUAAUCAUCUAUAUGCUCAUCAAAACUGCGCAUUUGGAAUCUUUUAAGAUUAGUUACUUAUUUGCAAGUUCAUUGUACUUCCAUUGUUUACUCAGGGUUAUGAAACAAUAAAAAUUAAUCUUCUGCCGCUUAAAGAGCGUCAGAUUAAACUAAAACAUGUCAGGAGAUGUACAGCCAAGAAAGCGGAAAGAUAAAAAGAAAAAGAAAGAUGAAUUAGGUAUAGAGGAGCCUCGUGGUACAGCAGCAGCACUGGGCGAGGGUGAUGUCUUCAUACACUCUCAUCAUGAUCAUGGCACUGGGGGACAUUGGUGUGCUAAAAUUAUAUUCUUUUCGCUUCUGGCUGUUCUGGCUACUCUUAUUGGAUUAAUUAUACUAGAAAACAGAGGUCUUACUGAAUUGGAAGCAAACUCAGUAGAGUCUCGAUAUUCUGGUGUUUUGGAAGGAUGGUUGGAAGAUGCCCCUGAUGAUGACCAUCACGAUGAACAUACUUUAGAGUUGAAGCACCCUGAUGAUGAUACUGAUGACCAUGCUGAUUCUGAGCAUGAAGACAUGGAGGAUGAUGAACAUGAUAUAGAUGAAGAUGAGAGCCACGAGGAAAAUGAGGAACAUGCUGUUGAAGAAGACGAGGAAAAUGAAGAAGAUGAUGAUGAUGAAAAUAUUGAGAGUGAUGAAGAUGAAAAUAUUGAGAGUGAUGAAGAUGAAAAUGAAGAGAGACAGGAAGAAGAAAACAAAGAAAAUUAUGAUGAAAGUCAAGAAAACUUACAGGAUUCGAAUGACGAGGAUAUCAAUGAGGACAUAGCUUAUAGUCAAUAUAAAUAUAAUGAAGAACAAAAUGGUUUAGAAGAAAAUAGCGAAGACGAAUUAAGUAAUGAAAAUGAAGAAGACAAUAAUCUAAGUAAUGAAGUAGAUGAUGAUGAUGAUGAUGAUCGAAAUGAAGAUGAUGGAAGUGAUGAAGAUGAAGGUGACGAUGAAUACAAAGAUGAUGAAUACAAAGAUGAUGAGGUCGAUGAUGAAAGUAAUAAAUACGAUAAAAUUGAACAAGAUACCUCUCAGGAAAAUAAUUAUGAGGAAACGGACGAACAAAACGACGAUGAUAACGACGACAAUGAAGAGAUAGAGCAUAUAGAGGGAGAAGUUGAUGAUAAUGAAGACACACACGAAGCACUAUCUACACGAGACAGCCAACAAGAUGAAGAUGUAUCAAAAGAAGAUGAUACACAAGGAGAUGAACACGACGAAGAUUAUUUACAGGCAGACGAUGAUGAACCGCCAGUAGAGCGCAUCACAACACCACCCGUAGGAAAGCCUUUUGUUGAGAUAGAAGAUGAAGUAACAGAAAAACCAAUAGACACGCUAGCUGAAGAAGAAGAAUACGAGAAGAAGCAGGAGGAACUUCGCAGAGAGGAGGCUCAAGCAUCCCACAUGUGGCUGAAGCUGGCGGUGGGCGGCGCGCUGCUCGUCGCCACGAACGCGAUCGUGCGCCGCGCCACGACACGUCGCGAUGCGCCUGAAUCGGAAGAACCUUCAAGGGAAGACUCGGCCUCUGUGACAGAUAGACGUAUGACCAUUGUUGAAGAUAUAGCGACUAAUAUAUCUCAACAGAGGUCACCGCCUCCAAAACGUCAAGAAAUUGAGGAAGAAAUUUUCAAAAAACCAUAUCCAGUCACAAAAUCUGAACCUUUGCAAAAAUCAGAUAAUAAACCAGAAGAAAAGACAUCAGAUGUGAAAAAAGUUACAGAGGAAAAAGACGAAGAGGAAAAAGAAUUAUAUAGCGACGAUGAAGAAGUAGAAGAAGAAGAAGAACAAGAAGAAGAGGAUGUGCUACCGGCUAAAAUGAUUUCUCAGCAAAAGUUACCAGAACACAAGUCUCCGAUUUCAGAACAGAAGGACGAAGAGUCGGAUCCGGAAGUUCCGGAUGACGUUGAAAUUAUAGAUGAUGAACAAAUCGAAGAAGAGGAAGAAGAGGACGACGAAGAAGAAGAAAUAUCUGAUGUCGAUGACGCGGAGUUAUUAAGUCGGUUAGAAGCCAAAUACGGCCGUCUUCCGGAACCGGAAAGACCUGGAAAACACAAGGAUGGAGGAAAUAGCAUAGACGACGAAUGGCCUGGUGAGCCGAGCGACUCCUACUGGCGUGAACAACUCGACCUCGCUGAGGACGAACUUCGUCAGGGGGAGUGGGAUGCGUGCGGGCGGCGCGCGGCGGCCGCGGCGCUGGACGGAAGCGCGCGCGCGCGCUGGCUGGCCGCGCGGGCGCUGGACGCCGCCGCCCACGCGCGGAGAGACAACCGCCUCCUCUCCGGAGCUAUAUCGGCAUAUCUGCACCUUCUCAAAAUGAAUGAGCGUCUCUCUGAUAGGAAACUUGUGGAAGUUGCCGAUCGAGCGCUUGAUAGAAUACAAUUUAGAGGUACAUACCUAAACGCUGAGCCCAUUUACAGAAUGUUGAUAAGAAGAUUUCCUCGCAACGUAAACUACCGUAAUAAUCUAACAAUUUCAUUUUUAAUGGCUAACAGGGCGGACUUAGCGGACGAGGUGUUGAAAGAAACACUUCGUCUGUGGCCAAACGAUCGCGUUGCUCUCGCUCACUACGGUUUCGUUUUGAAAAACCACCACAAUAAACUAGAGGAAGCCGUCGUAUAUCUAAAGAAAGCUCUAGACGGCGAUGCGGGUGCCGCGAACGAGGCUCGGUUUUAUUACCAUCUAGGAGACGCGCUCCUUCAACUCGGACGGAAGGACGAAGCGCACGAAGUGCACCGCAGGGGCGCCGAGCUAGGGCACUUCCUGUCCCCUCACCAGCGCUCCCUCUACAAUGUACCGCGCCUCAGAAGCCGGCCCUGGUGGCCCGUGGAGGAGACGCCCUACGUCAAACUGGUCGAGGCCCUCGAGAAAUCGUGGCGAGAGAUACUAAAGGAGGGCGAAGCGGCGACGGCGCUCUACGAGCUAGAGAAGGAAGGGCUGUUGGAGAGGGGCGAGUGGUCGCAGUUGGAUCUAUUCGUGCAGGGGCGCGAGGUGGGGGGGCGGUGCGCGCGCGCGCGGGCCACGUGCGCGGCGGUGCGCGCGGAGCCGGCGGCGCGCUGCCGGCGCGGCCAGGUCAAGUUCAGCGCGCUGCGCGCCGGCUCGCACGUGCGCGCGCACACCGGCCCCACCAACUGCCGGCUGCGGCUGCACCUCGCGCUCAGCAACACCGCCGGCACCUACAUACGCGUGCACGACGAGACCAGACAAUGGCAAGUAGGAAAGGCGUUCAUAUUCGACGACAGUUUCGAGCAUGAAGUGUGGCACAACGGCACGGGCACGCGCCUCGUGCUCAUCGUGGACCUGUGGCACCCUGACCUCAGUGCACAUGAGCGCCGCACGCUACCCGCCAUCUGACGGACGAAACAUAACUAAAAAAAUUCCCGCCAUCUAACGGAUGGAAAGGGGUUUGUCCAUCAAUCACGUGAGGCUCGAAAGGGGACGGAGGAGUUUGGUAAGGACUUGGUUGGAGAGGACUAUAUUGAGAUAUACAACCUAUCCUAAAACCUGGCCACACAUCACCAAGUGGGAUUAAAAGUUACUAAAAACAUCAUGUGAUUAAUUGACGACCCCUAAUCAUUCCUAUAAUAUUCAUGAAAAUGAUAACUUCUAUUAUUAUUGCUUAUCGGGAACAUAAUUUGUGAUUGAUUCAGCCUGUAACAUCCCAUUGCUGGGGUCUCUUUCUCUGAGUAGAAGGGUCUGGAGCUUUGUCCACCACACUGCUCCACUGCGGUAAUUUGUUUAUUACAAUAAUUGAAUUUUUUUUUUUCACAAAAUUUUUCAUUGAAACAGUUGCUGGACCGAUUAAUGAACUCAGAUAAUGUGUUACUGUUACUAUAUAAAGCUAGUCUGUAUAAUUGUUAUACUAUUAUAUAAACAAAGUGUAGCUGAAAAUGCAUUCAAGUGAAUCACAAAAUCAACACUAUUUUCUAUUGGAAUAUUUUGUAGGUUAAUUAAACAGUUUAAUUAAAAAUACUGCUACAAUAUUUUUGUUAAAUCAACAUUGAUCUUGCAUUUCUGCUUAUAAAUACAUUAUAUGUUAAUUUAAUCCCAUGUGUACAUUUAUAUUUAAUAGAAAUAUAAUAACUGAUGUUGUAUGUGUAGUUUAAGCUUUUAUUUGGUAUUUUAAAGUAAGUUUUAUUCUUCAUAUCCACUGUUACUAACAAAUAAAGUAAAAAAUUCCUUGUCUUUGUUUUUAGACAUUUCAGUCUAAAAUAUAAUUACAACGCUCGAAUGUUAGUUUCUUUUAUUUUAAUAAAAAUAUAUGUUUUCAA
This is a messenger RNA of Melitaea cinxia (Glanville fritillary), 4311 nucleotides long. RefSeq names its product aspartyl/asparaginyl beta-hydroxylase-like (gene Asph). Gene Ontology annotation, molecular function: protein binding; peptidyl-aspartic acid 3-dioxygenase activity. The transcript has 16 exons. Gene Ontology annotation, biological process: peptidyl-aspartic acid hydroxylation. The record is from RefSeq and is a predicted model, not a curated record. Gene Ontology annotation, cellular component: endoplasmic reticulum. NCBI's taxonomy places the organism in Eukaryota, Metazoa, Arthropoda, Insecta, Lepidoptera, Nymphalidae. Bases 182 to 3394 code for a protein of 1070 amino acids.